UAAAUCCCCCAUGGCUGAGGCAUGAGCACUGUCACUUCUCCCAGAUGGUGACGAUGCUGAUCCUGAUCCUGCUGCCUGUGGCCUUUCUCCUGCCCCCCAGGGCUGGGGCUGGUGAGAUCAUCGGGGGUUGGGAAGCCCAGCCCCACUCCAGACCCUACAUGGCCUAUCUGGAAAUACAACGCAAAGGGAAGACAUCUGUCUGUGGAGGGUUCCUGAUAUCGAAGAACUUCGUGCUGACAGCUGCUCACUGCAAGGGAGAUGAGAUCACUGUCAUUCUGGGAGCCCAUAACAUUAGACAACAGGAACAGAGCCAACAAGAGAUCCCCGUGUGCCACCAGAUCCCCCACCCCCAGUACAACAAGACCACCCGGAACAAUGACAUCAUGCUGCUGCAACUGGCGAAGAAAGCGAAGCUGAACAGAUGGGUCGAUACCGUCGCCCUGCCCUGCGCCGGCAAGAGAGUAAAGCCAGGGGCUGUGUGCAGUGUCGCCGGAUGGGGCUACACUAGCACAGAUUGUAAAUCGUCCCCGGCCAGGCUUCAGGAGGUGGACGUGGUGGUGAUGCCGCAUGCCGCAUGUCUAAGGAACCCUGAUUGGCCAUAUUGUGACUAUAACGCUUCCACCAUGAUGUGUGUGGGGGAUCCAAAGAUGGGCAAAGACUCUUGGAAGGGCGAUUCUGGAGGCCCCCUGGUGUGUGGGAAAAUAGCCCAGGGCAUCGUCUCCUGGGGGCCUCCCACCCCUCCCGGGGUGUACACGAAAGUCUCCACCUUCAUCCCCUGGAUACGGGUGACGAUGAGGAGGCUACAGCCCUGAGCCAAGCCAGGAAUAGCUGUGGGGGCUGGAGCUGCGCCGCUUCUGUCCUUUGGUGAUGCCUAGAUGUAGGGCCUGUUUUGCAGAUUGGCUGAGCCCUCCCUCCACUCCCCAGAAUACUCCCCCACUACCACCAUCACUCCACUCAGGCAGUGCUCAGCCCAUGAAGAUCAAGGCAGUGGGACUAGGGGAACCACGUUCAAGACCAGCUCCUAUCUGGAGUUAAGUUGCUUCUUUGCUAGGGAAACAGGUGGUUUAUUUUCCCUGGGGUAACGGACAAAAGCCAAACCCUGGGAUAGAUCCGGUGGUUUGUAGCUCCCUGCCAUGUCAGCUGGUCAAGUGACCAUUUAUUGGGGGAUCUUCAUUGGUACCUGACCUGUUAAAGCCUGUGAAAAGUGCAGCCCGCCCUGGCCUCACAGGACCUAUCCCAUGGGUUGGUUCAUUGGGCUGGCCACCACUCCUUCCAAACACACCUGUUCCCAGUGCUGGCGAGGCCAGUGGGACGGGAACGCAGAGAAGGCUGCACUGAACUGAUUGCAGAUCAAUCCCCAGUGCUGAUCGCCUCUUUCCCCCCUUCCCUGCCCCAUCCUGCUGCGCGGCCUGUUGCAUUUCGCUCUCUGCUCCAUUGCCAGCAAUGAAUAAAAAUGAAGUUAUAAAAAAA
Gopherus flavomarginatus (Mexican gopher tortoise) is the source of this 1470-nucleotide messenger RNA. Its product is annotated as granzyme H-like. Lineage: Eukaryota; Metazoa; Chordata; Testudines; Testudinidae. Gene Ontology annotation, biological process: proteolysis. The transcript has 5 exons. The record is from RefSeq and is a predicted model, not a curated record. Gene Ontology annotation, molecular function: serine-type endopeptidase activity. Gene Ontology annotation, cellular component: intracellular membrane-bounded organelle; cytoplasm. Bases 45 to 812 code for a protein of 255 amino acids.